Molecule: messenger RNA, 378 nt
Organism: Staurois parvus
Lineage: Eukaryota; Metazoa; Chordata; Amphibia; Anura; Ranidae
Source: the annotation of a GenBank genome assembly
UGUAAGGGACCGCCCGGCGGUACCUCUAGCAGUCCACUGGUCAGGCGCUUUCAGAGCAUGGAGUCUAAGUCCCAGAGCACUUGUUCACCAGGGCCCCUGAUGGUGCGGAUGGACUUGGAGCGCUCAGAGACCAGGUCGCGACUACUGGGCACACCCACCACUGGUAGAGGUAUCCGCCGAGGGCUCCCGCAGAGUAAGAGCCUGAUGUGAGGAGGUUGGGUGGUCCCAAUGGGAUGGAUGGAUGGAUAGCUGAGCAGGUGCAGGUUCAAACAAGCCGGGUUGGGAGCCGUGGGGUCUGCGAGGUACAAAACAGCGGGCAGAGAAUAGUCGGGUCACACGCCAGGUCAGCAACAGCAGGUCAAAUCCAAUAAGGGGCAU